Hibiscus syriacus is the source of this 1455-nucleotide messenger RNA. RefSeq names its product SWI/SNF complex subunit SWI3B-like. The record is from RefSeq and is a predicted model, not a curated record. The coding region runs from base 68 to 1381 and encodes 437 amino acids. The transcript has 6 exons. NCBI's taxonomy places the organism in Eukaryota, Viridiplantae, Streptophyta, Magnoliopsida, Malvales, Malvaceae. Gene Ontology annotation, molecular function: protein binding.
CUGUUACUGGGAAGCGGGUCGUAAAUAUCAUAGUAGAACCCGACAGAGGAAAGAAAGGACGGAAGCAAUGGCGGAAAAAUCUCCGGUAAAAGAAGCUGCUUCAUCGGAGAGCAUCCCCAUCUCGAACUCAAACCAGUUGAAGCCAUCUCCCCAGUUCUCCGCCAAACUGACCACCCCAACGCCACCCAACUCCGAUAUCCCUUCCACUCCCAUAAGCCGUCCUCCCGUCGUCGAUGCUGACGUCAUUCAUGUCCCUAGCUACUCCCGGUGGUUCUCGUGGGACAAGAUAGACUCUUGCGAGUCCCGCUUCCUCCCGGAGUUCUUCGAUGGACGGUCGCCGUCCAAAGGCCCCAAUCUUUACAUGUAUUACAGGAACUCAAUUAUAAAGUUAUUCAGGGAAAACCCUUACCGUAAGGUUACCUUCACUAACGCCAGGAGGAAUCUCGUUGGCGAUGUUGGGUCCAUUCGAAGGGUUUUCGAUUUCCUCGACCACUGGGGUCUCAUCAAUUACUCUGCCUCUUCGGCUGUCUCCAAGCACUCCAAAGAUACCGCUUCUAAUAAUAAAUCCUCCGAUUCCCCUUCUCUCGAAUCCCCUUCUACGGCUGCUCCCACCCCCAAGCAGUCCUCUACUUCUCGGCGGUUUUGCGGGGCCUGCAAGUCCCUUUGUACCAUUGCUUGCUUCGUUUGCGACAAGUAUGACUCCACCCUGUGUGCAAGGUGCUAUGUUCGGGGCAACUUUAGGGUUGGUCUAAGCAAUGCUGAUUUCAGGCGGGUGGAGAUCAGUGAUGAAGCCAAGGCAGAUUGGUCAGAAAAAGAGACCCUGCUGCUUCUUGAGGCUAUUUUGCAUUAUGGUGAUGACUGGAAGAAGGCUGCGCAGCAUGUUGGUGGUAGAACCGAGAAGGAAUGUGUGGCUCAUUUUGUUAAACUUCCUUUUGGGGAGGAGUAUCUUGGUAAUCCAUUUUCUGAUGAAGCUGAGUUUGGAUUUGAAACUAAUAAAAGGAUGCGCCUCACACCUCUUGCAGAUGCAAGCAACCCUAUCAUGGCUCAGGUUGAUGACAUCACAGCUAGCAGAGGGGGUAAUGGAUCUUUUGAAAGAAACACAAAACAAGAAUCAGAAAUUACAUCUAAUGGCGACACCAACCAAAAUGUAUUGGAAAGAGCAUAUGCAGAUGCAAAAUCACAACUUGACAAGAAAGAACAAGAUAUUGAAAGAGCAAUUACUGAGAUUACAGAAGUGCAGAUGAAAGAGAUCCAGGACAAGAUUGUGCGCUUUGAGGAGAUGGAUUUGCUGAUGGAGAAAGAGAGGCAACAACUGGAGAGCAUGAAGCAUCUACUCUUUAUUGACCACCUCAAUCUUUCAUUUCGUAAGAAUUCAAAUUAGACAUGAAACACUGAAGAACAAGUGAUUGAGAACGUUAACAGCAGAUGCUUUGUAAUUAAUUGUUUUAUUCUACA